Schizophyllum commune H4-8 is the source of this 1227-nucleotide messenger RNA. RefSeq lists its product as uncharacterized. The record is from RefSeq and is a predicted model, not a curated record. The coding region runs from base 1 to 1227 and encodes 408 amino acids. Lineage: Eukaryota; Fungi; Basidiomycota; Agaricomycetes; Agaricales; Schizophyllaceae. The transcript is spliced from 3 exons.
AUGGCUGCCCCUCCACGCGUCCAGACACCGAAUCGACGGAUGAUUUACGGCGUUAUGCACGCCGAAUGCCGUCAGUUCUCAUCGCUGGACUGGACCCACUUUGUGUACUAUGACGGUGUCCAGCGCGCCGACUGGGUCAAACAGCUGGAAGGGUACAAGCUGCGAAGGAUGGAGCAGUGGAAGCAAGCGAGCGGCUGGGCCCACGAGUUCCUGUACUUCACGUUCUAUACCACGCACCAGGGCAAAGACUUCGUGCGCUACCUCCGUCUCGAUCGCAUGGGGCAGCUCACCGAGGUCGACGACCCGAACACGACCCCCGGGCCCAGCGACAUCGCGCUCUCCGUCUCCAAACCCCAGACCAUCGGCUCGUCCGCCCAUGCGUCCGACGCGACUGCAGCGCUGCUGGGCACAAAGGCGGCCGGCGACUCGGUCACGGUUGACCCGUAUCGCCACGACACCAUCGUCGGCAGGCGCAACUGGCCCGCCGGUAGCCAGCUCCUGUACGCUCUCGACUUCCCUCCCGACCAACAGCCCACCAUCCUCCACCUCGCGCUCGUCAUCGACAGGAUCCACAGCAUCGGCCCGCAUUAUAAGCUGCUCGGCACCAUGUGCUACUGGUACGCGCGCAGCGUGUACGAGGUCCUGAAGGCCAAGUUCGGCGGGCGCGAGCAGCGGACGCGGCACGCCAAUAAGCGCGGGACGUACAUGGGCAAGCUCUUCGUCAGCGACGACCUGCACUUCGAUCUCUCGCAGCUGUCGGACGACGUGCUGCGCAAGGCUGCAAAGAAGGCGUAUCCGCGCAAAGGUCUGCUCGGGAGCUCGUCGUCAGGGCCCGACGGUAUCGACUCGCAGGAGGGACAAGCGCUUACGGCGCAGCUGCGAGCGGAGCGCAGCAGCUUGGGGCAGGCUUGCCCCGAUGUGUUCGCCAUGGUCGAGCUUCCCUCCUCUUCUACGCGCGCGAGGUUCAUUCGGCCAAUCGAGGAUCUCAUUGACAAGCUCGACAACAUGUAUGCGACAAAGGUCGAGGAAAUACAAGCUGAAGUGUUCAACAAUAUGGAUGACGCUGUCAAAGAUGCCGAGAAUCGUGCCCGCGCAGCCGAGGCCAUGCAAAGGGAAACGGAGGCGAGGCGAAAAGAAUUGGAGGCUAGGCAACGAGAAUUGGAGGAUAGGCUAGCCGUCUACGAGCAGCAAGACGCCAGGAAAUCUGUGCAGGGUCGGAGCCCUUGA